Molecule: messenger RNA, 2975 nt
Organism: Callithrix jacchus (white-tufted-ear marmoset)
Lineage: Eukaryota; Metazoa; Chordata; Mammalia; Primates; Cebidae
Gene: TRIM40
Product: tripartite motif containing 40
Molecular function (GO): zinc ion binding
Source: RefSeq, a predicted model, not a curated record
UUACUGACAUAUGAACACAUAUGAUUGGCACGAUUUAAGAACCACUCACCUGCUGGCCAUCUCUCUCCAGGUCUAGAGCUGGAGAAAAUGAUCUGAAGUUACAGCAGAAGAAAUUGAGGUAGGAUACUAAGAAAGCUUUUCGGGAGGGGGAGUAGGCAAGAGGUGUAGCAUGAGGGAAUGAGAGUGAAUGCUCGGUGUGAAAGGAAGUGGUGGGUGGGGUGGAAACUUCCUUCUUUGGGUCAUCUUUGGAGGUGAUUUGACAGCAAGGAACAAAGUGGCUUCAAACAUUACACAAGUCUCUGGUCUGUUCUGUGUCCUGUUUUCUUUCUCAUCCUUUCGGUGUGGAAUCUAUAUGACCCUGGGAAGGAUGUUGGUUGGGAGAAUAACCAGCUGAUGGGGGUGCUGCUGUAAUGAUUGGUGGUACGAAUGGGCAGCAGUGAGCCGUCUAGUGUGACAGUGUGGGAGAAAACAGUUCAAACUCCUACCAAACUCUCUCUACUGACGGCAAAUCAGCGGAGAUUCACAUUGUAAGUUUAUGGUGGUCUGGCUUUUGGCCACGACAUUGACACCUUGCCCUUUUAAUUUGGGGCCCAUAAAAAUAUUCACAUAAGGCUCUCAAGAGGAAAACGAGUUAGCUAUUGCAUCACUUGCUUCCUCUAGGUGUAUGAAAAAUAAUUUCAAGCUUGACAAAUACAAGGAAACUGCAGGGUCCAUGUGAAAGCUGAUAAGCUAUUUCUGAAACUUGUGCAGAAUUGUGGUUUGUGUGGUCUAUGUCACGGCAUCCUUGAAGGAGAGCGGGCAAUUGCCUGAAGUUAGAGGCUGUGUCUUAUUCUCCAGGCUGCUCCAGGGCUGCCUCCUUCCAACCCGGCCUUCUUAUCUGGGACUAUUGAGGGCCACAGGCCUUCCGAAGUCCAGUGAGGAAGGAGACCCUGCAGACAGAAGGCAGGCAGGAGGCUGACAGGGUGGGGAUAAGGCCAUGAUCCCCUUGCAUAAGGACACCCAGGAGGAGGGUGUCUGCCCCAUCUGCCAGGAGAGCCUGAAGGAGGCCAUGAGCACCAAAUGUGGACAUCUCUUCUGUCGAGUGUGCCUGAAACAGCAUGUGGAGAAGGCCUCAGCCUCCGGGGUCAUCUGCUGCCCCCUCUGCCGGAAGCCCUGUUCUGAGGAAGUGCUGGGAACAGGUUAUAUCUGUCUCAACCACCAGAAGAGGGUGUGCAGGUUCUGUGAGGAGAGCAGACUUCUUCUGUGUUUGGAAUGCCUGGUGUCCCCUGAACACACGUCUCAUCAUGAGCUGACCAUUGAAAAUGCCCUCAGUCACUACAAGGAACGACUCAACCGCAGGAGCAGGAAGCUCAGAAAAGACAUCGCAGAACUUCAGCGGCUCAAGGCUCAGGAGGAGGAAAAACUGCAGGCUCUGCAGUUUCAGGUAGACUAUGGGAACCACAGGCUGGAGAGCCAGCACCAAACCAGGGAACAGCUGGAUGCCCUCCCUCAGCAGCAGCCGGGCCAGCUGGAGCACAUGCCAGCAGAAGUGGCCAGAAUCUCUAAAGCAGUAACUCAGCUCAGCAGCCUGGUCAUUGAUCUGGAGAGGAUGGCCAAGGAGUUAGACACCAACACCCUGAAGAAUGCUGGUGACUUACUCAACAGGAGUGCUCCACAGAAAUUAGAGGUUAUUUAUCCCCAGCUGGGGAAAAGAGUCAAUGAAUUGCUUCUUCAGCCAUCCUCAGAAGCUCUGACCUGUUCAUCUCUGGGACACCUCACUUCAGGCUCACCUCAGCCUCCUCUUUCUCCCCCCUCCAACCUGUCCAGACCACCGUUAGAUCUACCCGGUGCAUCUUCAGGCCUGCCAGCUCCUGAACAUGUCCCCGUUUCCUCAUGCCCACAGUCAUCACCUGAUGCCUGACACUCGGACUCUUGGAUGAUAGCCAGCCUCCUUCCAGGACAGGCUCAUGCUUGUGGCUGCCACUGCAGAGGUCAGGGUCCAUGGUCUCCAGGACUAUUUGUGAGAUCUCCAUUUGCCUGUGAACUGAUGGUAGUGCCCUUCUCUCGCAAUCUCAUUAAAAUAGGAUCCUCCAAGGAUCUGGAUGGCCCGAGCUCACCAGUGGUGACCCCACCUCACAUAUGGAGCCCAGCUGAGCUCCUGCAGUACUUGUUGUCUGUACCACUUGCCUGGCAUUUACUCAUUAUUGUUGUGGAAGAUAGACUCAAAGACAGCCCCCCUUGGUGAUCCUCACCUCUUGGUAUUAAUGCCCUUGUUUGGUACCCUUUCCUUGAAUGUGAACAGGAUCUGUGACUUGUUUCUAAUCAAUGCAAUAUGGCAAAGGUGAUAGGGUGUCACUCUGGCAACUGCGUUCAUUGUAUAGGACUCCUCCUCGUUGGCCAACUCACUUAGGGCCCCUUCUAGGAGCCAGGAGCAGCCUCCAGCCAACAAGAAGCAGAGGCCCUCAGUCUUGUGGCUGCAAGAACUUGAAUUCUGCCAACAACCCAAGUGAACUUGGAAGCAGAUUCUUCCCCAGAUGAGCCAGAUGAGAACCCAUUUCAGCCAACGCCUUGAUGACAGUCUCGUGAGUCCCUAAGCUGAGGACCCAGCAAAGCUGUACCAAAAUUUCAGACCCACAGAAACUGUGAGACAAAAAAUGUGUGUGGUUUUAAGGCAAUAAAUUUGUGGUAAUUUUUGUGGAGCAAUGGAUAAUGAAUACAACUAUACAUUAGUCAUUUCUGCAUAAGCCUCACUUCUUUGGGUGAGCAGGGACCAUACUGUCUGUGUCCUCGUGUCUAGAACAGUGCCUGGCUCACAGUUGGUGUUCAAUAAAAGUUUAAAUGUAUGUAUAAAUGAAUUAAUUAGAAAGCAAAGGGGCCCUUCUUAAUCCUCUGUUUAAAAGGAGCCAUCAAUGACCAUUUAAUUAGUAUUUAUUGAGCCCUCGAUGAAGUAGUCAAUACCAUACUGUGAGGUAUAAGGAAUAAAACAUGGCCACAAG